Molecule: messenger RNA, 8940 nt
Organism: Phyllostomus discolor (pale spear-nosed bat)
Lineage: Eukaryota; Metazoa; Chordata; Mammalia; Chiroptera; Phyllostomidae
Gene: SRGAP3
Product: SLIT-ROBO Rho GTPase activating protein 3
Biological process (GO): signal transduction; negative regulation of cell migration
Cellular component (GO): cytoplasm
Molecular function (GO): protein binding
Source: RefSeq, a predicted model, not a curated record
GGGUGGUGGGGGAGAGCUCAGCCAGCCCUGCAGGGCGCGCAGUCCAACACCGGGUUCGUCCGAGCUUAAGCCUUGCAGCAGAACUUCCUUCUCGCUCCUCUGGCUUUGAUCCUCACUGAACACCAGACCAGAAGCCCUGAAGGGAGGGAGGAUGAGAGAUGACCGGCCCUUUGGCAACCUGACCAUCUUCUUAGCAGAGCCUUGGAAAGCAAGCCACGGGCUGACUGCACGCCCAAAGAAGCACCGAGUCUCUCCUGGAAGUGUGUGUGUGUGUGUGUGUGUGUGUGUGUGUAUGAGGGGGUGUGAGUGAGUGACGGUGUGUGUGCAUUGUGACUGUGUGUGCAUGUCCAGAUGAGUGUGCGAGUGCACGCGUGAGUGAGUGUGUAUGUGAGUGAGUGUUCUUGGUUAUUGUUUUUUGGAAGAAAAACCUUGAAAAUCUGGGGCAGGUUACUGUGCUCCUAGAGUGGUGGUUCUUUUGCAAGAGGAGCUGACCAGACCGAGCUACUGGAGACAUUUUUCAGCAAGUAAAGAACAUUUUCUUUCCAGAAGGAGAGAGAUUUCUCCCUUGGCUCUGCAGCAAGUAAAAGAGAUUAGCCCCUAAACCUGUGAAAUCGACCAGAGCCGUGUGAUUACCAGGGCUUGAGAGAGAAUACAGGAAGAAAAGGAGAAAUAAAUUAGCUUGUCAGUGCCUUUGGCCACGUUGGAAGAUGUCAUCUCAAACUAAGUUCAAGAAAGACAAAGAGAUCAUUGCCGAUUAUGAAGCCCAAAUAAAAGAGAUCCGCACGCAGCUGGUGGAGCAGUUCAAAUGCUUGGAGCAGCAAUCAGAGUCUCGGCUGCAGCUGCUACAGGACCUCCAGGAGUUUUUCCGCCGGAAAGCUGAGAUAGAGCUUGAGUAUUCUCGAAGCCUGGAGAAGCUGGCCGAGCGGUUCUCCUCCAAGAUCCGCAGCUCCCGGGAGCACCAGUUCAAGAAGGACCAGUACCUCCUCUCGCCGGUGAACUGCUGGUAUCUGGUUCUGCAUCAGACCAGGCGGGAGAGCCGAGACCAUGCCACCCUUAAUGACAUCUUCAUGAAUAAUGUCAUCGUCCGCCUUUCACAGAUCAGUGAGGAUGUCAUCAGACUCUUCAAAAAGAGCAAGGAGAUUGGCCUGCAGAUGCACGAAGAGCUCCUGAAGGUCACCAAUGAGCUCUACACAGUCAUGAAAACCUACCACAUGUACCACGCGGAGAGCAUCAGUGCAGAGAGCAAGCUGAAGGAGGCUGAGAAGCAGGAGGAGAAGCAGUUCAACAAGGCUGGAGAGCUCAGCAUGAACCUGCUCCGCCAUGAGGACCGGCCCCAGCGCCGCAGCUCUGUGAAGAAGAUUGAGAAGAUGAAGGAGAAGAGGCAGGCGAAGUACUCUGAGAACAAGCUGAAGUGCACGAAGGCCCGAAAUGACUACUUGCUGAAUCUGGCUGCCACCAACGCAGCUAUAAGCAAAUACUACAUCCAUGAUGUCUCCGACCUAAUCGACUGCUGUGAUUUGGGCUUUCAUGCCAGCCUGGCCCGCACCUUCCGGACCUACCUCUCCGCUGAGUACAACCUGGAGACCUCUCGCCACGAGGGGCUGGAUGUCAUUGAGAACGCGGUGGACAACCUGGAUUCCCGAAGUGAUAAGCACACUGUCAUGGACAUGUACAACCAGGUCUUCUGUCCUCCACUCAAGUUUGAGUUCCAGCCCCACAUGGGGGAUGAGGUGUGCCAAGUCAGUGCUCAGCAGCCUGUCCAGACAGAAUUACUCAUGCGGUACCACCAGCUGCAGUCCAGACUGGCCACUCUCAAGAUAGAGAAUGAGGAGGUGAGAAAAACCCUGGAUGCCACCAUGCAGACUUUACAGGACAUGCUGACUGUGGAGGACUUUGAUGUCUCCGACGCCUUCCAACAUAGUCGGUCCACAGAGUCUGUGAAGUCGGCUGCCUCUGAGACCUACAUGAGCAAGAUCAACAUUGCCAAGAGGAGAGCCAACCAGCAGGAAACAGAAAUGUUUUAUUUUACGAAAUUUAAAGAAUAUGUGAACGGCAGUAACCUCAUCACUAAGCUGCAAGCCAAGCACGACUUACUCAAGCAGACCCUGGGUGAAGGGGAGAGAGCAGAAUGUGGCACAACCAGAGGAAGAAGAAAUGCUCGAACCAGGAACCAGGAUUCGGGACAAGCUAUACCACUUGUAGUUGAGAGCUGCAUCCGAUACAUCAAUUUAUACGGACUCCAGCAGCAAGGGAUCUUCAGAGUGCCGGGAUCUCAGGUCGAGGUUAAUGACAUCAAAAAUUCCUUUGAGAGAGGUGAGGACCCUCUUGUGGAUGAUCAAAAUGAACGAGAUAUCAAUUCAGUCGCUGGUGUUUUAAAACUGUAUUUCCGAGGACUGGAAAACCCACUCUUUCCUAAGGAAAGGUUUCAAGAUUUGAUAUCUACAAUUAAACUGGAGAGCCCAGCUGAGAGGGUGCACCAGAUCCAACAAAUCCUCAUCACCCUUCCCCGCGUGGUCAUCGUGGUCAUGAGAUAUCUCUUCGCUUUCCUCAACCACCUCUCGCAGUAUAGUGAUGAGAACAUGAUGGAUCCCUACAACCUGGCCAUCUGCUUCGGGCCCACCCUCAUGCACAUUCCUGAUGGGCAGGACCCUGUGUCCUGCCAGGCACACGUCAAUGAAGUCAUCAAAACCAUCAUCAUCCAUCAUGAAGCCAUCUUCCCCAGCCCCCGGGAGCUAGAGGGACCCGUGUAUGAAAAAUGCAUGGCUGGAGGGGAAGAAUAUUGUGACAGCCCACACAGUGAGCCAGGGACCAUUGAUGAAGUUGACCACGACAAUGGCACUGAACCUCACACCAGUGAUGAAGAAGUGGAACAAAUUGAGGCCAUCGCCAAGUUUGACUAUGUGGGGCGGUCCCCGCGUGAGCUGUCCUUCAAGAAGGGGGCCUCGCUGCUCUUGUACCACCGCGCCUCAGAGGACUGGUGGGAGGGGCGUCACAACGGCGUGGAUGGACUCAUCCCACAUCAGUACAUAGUCGUACAGGACAUGGAUGACGCCUUCUCCGACAGCCUGAGCCAAAAGGCGGACAGCGAGGCCAGCAGUGGGCCGCUGCUGGAUGACAAGGCCUCCUCCAAAAACGACCUCCAGUCCCCCACGGAGCACAUCUCGGAUUACGGCUUUGGGGGGGUGAUGGGCCGAGUGCGGUUACGAUCUGAUGGAGCAGCUAUCCCCAGGCGCCGAAGUGGGGGCGACACGCACAGCCCGCCCCGGGGCCUGGGCCCCAGCAUAGACACGCCGCCCCGGGCCGCCGCCUGCCCCAGCAGCCCUCACAAAAUCCCCCUCACGCGGGGCAGGAUCGAAAGCCCAGAGAAGCGAAGGAUGGCGACGUUCGGGAGCGCCGGGAGCAUCAACUACCCUGACAAGAAGGCGCUCUCCGAAGGGCACUCGAGGUCGACGUGCGGCUCCACCAGGCACAGCAGUCUGGGGGACCACAAGUCCCUGGAGGCCGAGGCCUUGGCAGAAGACAUCGAGAAGACCAUGAGCACGGCUCUGCACGAGCUGCGGGAACUCGAAAGGCAGAACACGGUCAAGCAGGCGCCAGAUGUGGUGCUGGACACCCUGGAGCCCCUGAAGAACCCGCCGGGCCCCAUCAGUUCAGAGCCCGCCAGCCCCCUGCACACCAUCGUCAUCCGCGACCCCGACGCUGCCAUGCGCCGCAGCAGCAGCUCCUCCACUGAGAUGAUGACCACCUUCAAGCCAGCCCUGUCCGCCCGUCUGGCUGGCGCCCAGCUGCGCCCGCCCCCCAUGCGGCCUGUGCGGCCGGUGGUCCAGCAUCGGUCCAGCAGCAGCAGUAGCUCGGGUGUGGGCAGCCCGGCUGUGACGCCCACCGAGAAGAUGUUCCCCAACAGCUCAGCGGACAAAUCAGGCACCAUGUGACCAACAGGUUGGGGUGGCACUGCCCUGGCUCACGGUGGCGCACUACGGCCAAGGGUGGCCUCUGUGACUUCCGCGUCCUUCCCAGUGCUCCUGGCCUUCUCCAGCAGAGACCAGAAUGUAGGCCUGAAAGAACGUCUAUGCAGAGCUGCGGCCCUGGCGCCAGCCACAGCUGGCGUCCAGCCCUCAGGGGGGUAAACAGAGGCCCAGAGGAGAGCGAGAGUGGGAGCAGGAGCGGUCCCAACAGAGCGUUUCCUAAGAUUAUGGCAAAAUGUUAAAUGGCUUUGCCUGCAUAUCAUCACUGGAAAACUAUUCUCUCGACAUUCUCUCUACAUACAUAAAUAUGUGUGUGUGUAUAUAUGCGUGUGUACAUAUAUACACAUAUAUGUAUGUAUGUGUCUGUAGGUGUGUGUAUAUAUAUAUAUUUAUGCAUCUAUAUACAUAUAGUAGAUCUGGACACUCAUACUAAAUGUAUAUAGAAUCUCCUUUUUCUUUUUAUGAAACUUAGAUUUACCUCAGACCCAUGCCACCAAACAUCUCCCGCUGCGAUUUGGUGGGAUUUGCAGGGACUUUUCUGGGAGAAUCUCGAGGCCCACAGCAGCUGUGAAUGAAGCAAUAUUACCACUAACCUGCAGAAAAACAAAACCAGGCUCCCACUGUCUCUAGAAGUCGUGGCCUUCCAAAACAGUCUGCCCCUAAAUAAAGGGUGGGGCAGGCAGCGCCCCAAACAGGCUGCUCCUCGAGGUGGGGAACCCUGCACAGAACCCCCGUCCAGCCCAGAGACCCUGCCUUUCCACCUGAAGGCCAAGGGCCAACUACACCCCGAAGGCAUGGGAGGACGUUGGUGAGAAGCCCCCUGACCACAGCAUCCUGGUGUGUGUGUGUAUGAGAAGAGGGGACAGUGAGAGCCCACGCCCCGCCAUAGCACAGUGUUAUGUGUGGUUGGGAAAAAGGGAAAAAAUAAAACUGCAGUGGUACGGAACACCUCAAACCUAGAAAUGCUGUGGGGAUAAUUCUGGUAACUAUAGAGGUUUAACUUAUACAAUUUUCAAAAUAUUUAAUUUCUUCUUUUCCUCUUUCUACUAAGUAUACUGUGUUGGAUUUAGAACUAAACAGGCAAAGAGGCUUUGAAUCCCAUCGUCCUAAUUGAAAAUCAGGCCGUGACGCACUUUGGCUAGCACCCUCUUGCACGAAGUGCAUGAACCACAAGUGCCCAGCUCAGACCAGGGCCGAGGAGGGGCGAUCCUUGGCACUCUCUGUCCUAGACUAUGCUUCAGUUGAGUGGAUGCAAGUGAAAUAGCUUCCCUCUCCCUCCCCUUCCCUUUCCUUUCCACCCCCUGCAUCCUCCAAAGCAUUUAACAUCAUUGAAAGUAGGGUGAAAGAAUUGUGUGUGAUCGUCAAGUAUUAUCAGCAAGGCUUUCAACUCUUGGCUGGAAAAAGGCCUAUGGAUCAGCCUCAUUUGAUUCUGUUUGACUUCCUUUUUGGAUCUCUUGGUUUUCCAGCAAUGGCUGUUUCUGAAUAAUGGAACACAGGUGAACCAUAUUCUAAUGGGACCACUUCUAGUCUCAGCCUGCACGCAAAGCCAAGAGUUUCCUCCCUGUUGUUCUCAAGCUCAUCUCUCUCUUUCUCAAGGCCUUUGAAUGUGUCCAUGGCUUUGGUUUAGUCAGAAGUCCCGUGUUUGAGUCCCAGCCCCUACCGCUUGGGAUCUGCGGGACUCUGGGCAUGUCUCUGAACCUCCCUGAGCCCCAGUUUCCUGCUCCAUAAAAAUGAAGAUAGUAAAGAUAACAUGUAAGUGAGUAAGCUGUUUAAAGUAGAAAGCACUGUGCCAACAUGAUUAUUCUUUUUUUUUUUUUUUUUGUCAUUAGUAAGGUAAGCCUUUUAGCUGAAAAACCAUCCAAGACCUUACUCUUGAAACCUCCUAAUGGCAUUUGAGAAGGAGACAGAAUUUCCCUACCAGCUUCAUAAGACCCCCAAAGCAGGGCCCUGCAGAUAUAUCACCUCUUGAUGCUUGAAAUUCCAUCAUUACCAUUCCACCCCAUUGGCUGAAUUUUGCCUUUUCCUCUGGUCCUCUAUAAAAAGGUGACUCCACCCCAGAGGGUAGGACCUGUUUAGUCACAGUACCAAGGUGUGUGGGAGUAGUCAGCUGUUCUGCCUCACCUGAGGACUGACAUUGAGAGCACCCAGUAGAAGGAUGAAUCAAGAAAGGGCACAAAAAAGAGAAUGUCGGAGAGGCCAAUGACAAACUUGACCUUCCUCAUUUCACCUAGAACCAACCAUUCUCUUUUAGCUCAUGGACGUGAAAGCACCUCAGAACCAGCUAAGAGUUCUCUGCCUUUGUGGGCAGUGUGGAGAUACCCCCAUUUUACUGCUUAGGGAAGAAAGCAAGGCCUUGCGAUAUGCUGUGACUUGCCUAAGAUUUAACAAAUGUCUAAGAGUGGGGGCUGGUCAGGCUCAUCAAGUCACUUAUUUGCAAAGAUGCCAGGCUGCCCAGCAGGGUACAAGACGUCCCACUGCUGCCCCCAGAUACUCCAGGCCUUAAAGGUAGUGGGCUCCUGGGCAAAGUGUCACGUUCUCUGCCGUGACUGCCAGAUGAAAGAGAAAAUCUGAGUAGACAGAUCUGUUGCCUGAUACACAUAACACCAGUCAGACCAUGUGGCUUUUCCUCUGAAUGGACUAACUUCAUUUUUCUUUCCUGAAAACAGGCCUGCCUUUUACCGAAUUACCUGAAGGCAGAGCUGUAGCUGUUUUCUUUAAGCACCUGUUUUUCCUUUGGGAAAAGGCUGAUGAGUUUACAUUUAGAGAAGCUCACACCUCACUCAUCCAGCCCCAAAUCUGAGCCUUGAUGCAGAACCAAAUGGAAAAAUACUUUCCUGACCACCCCCCCCCACCCCCACUUCCUCACCCAGCACUCUGCAUGUCUCCGUCCCUCCACAGGCGCCAGGCCCGCCCUCGGGCGCUGGGCAUCAGCUCUCUUCCUGACUCCUGCCUGUGUUAGUCCACUAGAUAUUGCUGUAUUUGCUUAAAUGCUGGGAAGUAACUGUUAAAAUGUGAAAUUGUAAUAUUUAAAAGGUGACAAUUAAAUUAUAGCCAAUGCCACUCACCAAAUCUUUGCACCUAGUAGAUAGUUCAAUGUAAACAAAUACCAGAAACCUAACUGUACAGUGAGUGUGGGGGAAAUGUAGUAACCUAGUUAGUAGUCCUCAAUAUAACCAAUUGUACAAGGGGAAGUGGUGUUUACCUACUUGUUCAUCACCAUUGCUGGAAGCUGUACUGAUCAGUUUGUUGAUAACGGGCUUUUUUUUUUUUUUUUUUUGGCUUCACAGAAUUUCUUUUCUUAACCUUCAACUUACCCUGAAGUCAAGCCUUUUGUCUUUAUGUGUAACCGAUGUUCAGUCUAUUCUAGGAAUGAACCAGCAAGAUGUUCAUUUAAAACUGACCAAAGACAAUUCCUUCCUGGUCGAGUUUCCCGGGCCUCGGGGCCCAGCCGCCACUAAAGACCUUCCUCGGAUCAAAUUGAGAACAAGCCGUGCUUCCGAUGCCACUCUCCUUCUCUCCCUUUAUUUCCCUGUCCUCUUAAAGAGCUGCUCUGAGCUGUGGGAUUCUAUGAAAAAUACUUGCCUUUCCUUGUUUUCAGUGCUAACGAUUUCUCACCUUGAAGCGCCUUUGAACCUGGACAGAGCGCACAAUGGGAGGGACUCAUAUGCUUGGGCAUUAGUCUUGGGAGUCUGACCUCUGAGGUCACCAGGCCAAUGGGCAAGAGAGAAGUGGAUUCCCAAGGGAUAUUGGUGUCUGUCACGUGACGAAAUCCGAGUGAGAAGAGACACAGGGAAAUGGAGCCAUCCUCUGGCCACCAGCUGGAACCAGCAGUUCAGAGAUCUGCCUUAUAAACCCUUCAGAACUGGUUUGUGGUACAGAGGGGGCCACUGUGGGGAAGGGCCUCGACAUGGGCUGGCUUCUCUGUCAGAGGCCCUUGGAGUGCCUUGUCGCUUAUAUUUCCUUCUUGUUCAGGAGGCACAGGCGCAGAAGGUUUCCUGUGACCUGGUCGUUACUUGGCACUCGGUGCCCACACGGCUGAUGGAAAACCACAAAGACUAAUGCACUGGUUCUUCCUCUCAGUCUUUCUAUUCCUAACUUUUCACACAUCCAGAUGGUUCCACACUAGAGCAAAUGCCUCAUUCUCCUGAGAAACCCAGAAAGAAGAAUGGCCGGCUCACAACCACGAGGGGGGGCCCUGUUUGGCUUCAGGAUGGCGGGGAGGAGAAGGCAGGAAGGGGCGAGCCGAGGUGUUGCUUAGCUGAUUUUCUGCUAUGCAGAGCUAAUGCUGACGUUUCAUGUCAACUUCCCCGGUUCUCUGGGGUCUCCUCUCUCCUGAGCAGCCAUGUAGAGAAUUCCCCACAUACCCAAAGCUGCCUAGGGGAGCUGAGAGAAGGGACUUGGCUAUCAGGUCUGAGUGCCCCUGGCCUCUCUGAGGUUGAUCUGCCAGUGUCCCGCUGUCCCGCUGUCCCGCCCUCUGGGACCGGCGGAAUGGCCAACACUGCCCCUUGCUGACACCUCCUUUCUGUGUGAACUGUCCCAAGCAACUAACAAAGCUGUUUCUGGAACCGGAACAACCAGAGCGCACUUCGCCUUCCUUAGAUGGAAGAUUCUGCUAGAGUUCCUGCUCAGGCUCUAGUUCCCGGCAGUGUGACUGUUUACACGGUUUGGCAAUAGGUUUGGUUCUGAUUGCUUCAGAGUGGCUGGUCUAUUUUGUUUCCUUUGGUUUCCUUCCUUCCCAAACUGUGUCAGGAAAAAAACAAAACAAACAAAAAAAUGAAACCACCCUUGGAAAUUGCUGGUUGCCUGUCCCCACGUGGUGCGAAGUGCUGCCCUCUCCUGGAUGUCGUUUCUCCACCUUACUACCAAACGCCCGUCCCGUGGAGUGUCUGACUGGAUCCUCUGUUGCAUAUUCUGAUGGUGCCUGCUGGUUUGAUGUGGAGCUAUCCUGUGAAAUAAAACAGCUUAACUUUUCUCA